Messenger RNA from Osmerus eperlanus (European smelt), 1689 nucleotides. RefSeq names its product golgi SNAP receptor complex member 2 (gene gosr2). Bases 148 to 786 code for a protein of 212 amino acids. The record is from RefSeq and is a predicted model, not a curated record. Lineage: Eukaryota; Metazoa; Chordata; Actinopteri; Osmeriformes; Osmeridae. The transcript has 6 exons. Gene Ontology annotation, molecular function: SNAP receptor activity; SNARE binding. Gene Ontology annotation, cellular component: Golgi apparatus; ER to Golgi transport vesicle membrane; endoplasmic reticulum membrane. Gene Ontology annotation, biological process: vesicle fusion; intra-Golgi vesicle-mediated transport.
AACUUCCGUAUACACUCUGUACUGAUGACGUGGGCAUUGCUAAAGGCUACUUAGCUGUUCAAAAUAGUAAACCGGUGCGAAAGUGGUAGGCUACAUAAUACACACCAAGAAAAAUACGUCUUGUGGAACGUAGUUAGAUAAAGGAAAAUGGAGACAUUGUAUCAUCAGACGAACAAGCAAAUCCAAGAGGUGCAAUCCUACAUGGGGCGCCUGGAGUCAACAGAUCGUCAGUCUGUCCACUUGUUGGAGAAUGAGCUGCAAGCCAGAAUUGAUCAGAUUUUCAGUCAUUUGGAGCGUCUGGAGAUCCUGGCCAGCAAGGAACCACCUAACCGCCGCCAAAAUGCUAAACUACGGGUGGACCAGCUCAAGUACGACGUCCAGCACCUCCAGACAGCCCUGAGGAACUUCCAGCACCGGCGCUAUUCCAGAGAGGCCCAGGACAGAGACAGGGAGGAACUCAUGAGUCGCACCUUCACAACCAAUGAUGCAGACACCUCUAUACCCAUAGAUGAGACACUCCAGUUCAACUCCAGCCUCCAUGACGCACACAGAGGCAUGGAUGACCUCCUGGGCAGUGGCGGUAGCAUCCUUGGUGGCCUGAGGGACCAGAGGGGCACACUAAAGGGGACUCAUAAGAAGAUGCUGGAUGUGGCUAACAUGCUGGGCCUGUCCAACACAGUGAUGAGGCUGAUUGAGAAGAGGGCAACCCAGGAUAAGUUUGUCAUGGUGGGAGGCAUGCUGAUCACCUGUGUGCUCAUGUUCCUGGUGGUCAGGUACCUGGGCUGAACACCUCACAGCUGGCGUCGCAGUUUGGACUUGCAGUUCAGGGACCUCUCAGUCCAGGACAUUUCUGCCUAAUACCCCACAUGAUAUGUGAAUGGAGCACAUUGUCUUUGAAUCGGAGUUUCCUAUCUACGGUUAUCAGAUUUGGGAGAUUAAAAUAUUAACAUUUUUAAGCCACAUUUUAUGUAUAAAGUAGCUGGCAUCCAUGAACUAAUGAUUGAUGAUAUGCAAGACAUUACGUUCAUGGAUUCUACUCUAAACUCAAGGAUUACAGGUAUAGGAGGUUGAUCGUAGCUGUUCGUCUGGUUGACAGCUGUAAGUUGUAACACUGUCCUUCAUGGAAGUCAGUGUAACAAUGCAGUCUAGUUAUGAGAGAAUGUUUACAGCCCACCACUUUCAGCUCACUUGGCCUUUGUCUCCUCAAAAAGAAGGUUGUCCAAUUGCCUGAUGGAUUCUAUAUGGUGUAGUUUUGUUAAUUCUUGUUGAUCGUCAGCACAUGUUCUCAGUUCAUUUGACUGCCAUUCAACCAAUCAGAGGAUUCUUAUUUUAAAGUCUGGCACUCCCUAGAAACAAAUAUUGAGCUGUUGUCUGAUGACACAUGCUGGUAGCUGACGACACCAGAUUAAUGAUGCUGCCUGACAUGAGUGCUACUAACAUGACCUCACUGUGUGAUUAAAAUCAGUGUUCAGCAGGGAAGUGGGAGUGGUCGCACGAUGGUUACCUGCUUGAUUAUAAAUUAAGGAACUUGGGAGUUUGUAAACACAAACUUGUUGUAGUAUCCAUUGUGUUUGACGACAUCUUUAUUUAUGACUAUUCUUGUGAACUUCUCUGGAAAAUAUGCUUGGUCUUAGUCUCACUAUGUGAGUGUAACCAAAGUUCUGGAUUGAAUAAAGAAAUGUACGGACU